AUGGUGUUGCCUGGCUCAGCUGCGUCUCCGGACUUGCCCGUCCCUGCGGGUUCCGCGCCCCCUGCUGUGGCCCCUGUGUGCGUUGUUAAGCGCUUCAGGAAGAAUCCCUCUGGGCAGUCUGCUUCGGUCAAAGGGGGAGGUUGUGCCAACGCCCAGGGAGAUGCGCCGGUUGAGGGUGAGGCUUCAGAAGCUGUGGGCUUUGAGCCUGGUGAGCCUAGCUACCAAGCUGACGGUUUCCCGACAGGGCGUGCCAGCGCCCAGGCAGAUGCUCUGGUUAAGGGUGAAUCCACCAUCCAAGCUCCAAAAGCUGUGGGCUCUGAGCCUGGUGAGCCUAGCUACCAGGCUGAUGGUGUUCCGAAGGAGAUGGGCAAUGCUCAGUCAUCACAGUCUCGUGAUUCGCUACGUGGGAGUGAUCCCGUUGAUUUGGUGCCUAAGAAACCUGAUGGCCAACCCGUGGUCCCAGAGCCUAAAGUCAGUGCGCCGGUUGGCAAGGCGAUCGGAUCCCAUGUCCAAGCAGGCCCCGCCUGUAUAUCGCAGGCUCGUGCAACGCUACGUGGGAGUGAAGCCGAAGAUUUGGUGCCCGUGAAACCUGAUGGCGAAAUGUUAGGUGAUGGCGCGCGCGUGGGGUCCUCUCCUUCUGGCCAGCAUAGUGUAAGGGUGAUGCCUUUGAUCCCCCAGACAGACCUCUUGGACUGCCAGUCAGGUGUGGGAGAUGCGGUGCCCGAUCGUGAGGGUGCCUUCAAGACUUCGUCGAGGGAGGUGACAACGACGGCUAGGACCAAGUCCUCUCAUAGGAUUGAGUCCGAGCAAGCUGUCAGACUUGCGCCACCUGAAUGCGUAUCCAGGCCCGGAGUCCACCCGCAGAGUGAUGUGAGCCCUGCGUCAAGUGUUUCGGAUGCUGAAACUGUGGGUGCGCAAUAUCCCGAGGUGCAGCUGGGUUUCAAUGUGAACCAGGUUGCCAGUGGUGGACCAGGCCACGGUCCAAGUGGACCUUGUGCCACGGGGAGGGAGGCCGGAACCUACAACAAGGCCUCAAGCGCUAGUGAGGCCACCACAGAGCCCACUGGCAAUCCCCUUGGCAGCUCUGCCAAGUACGCUCAGCGGGUUAUGGGCCCUCAGCUCGAGGCCCCCUCAGGUGCACUCAGCGCGUUCCCCCCAGGGGUGUCCAGAUCUCUUAAGCUCGAUGAGUCGAGUCCAUCAGCCAAGGCUCCUGCUGCGGCAAUGUGCGUCCGCCGGUGCGGUGAUGGAUGA
Molecule: messenger RNA, 1251 nt
Organism: Symbiodinium natans
Lineage: Eukaryota; Dinophyceae; Suessiales; Symbiodiniaceae
Source: the annotation of a GenBank genome assembly